AUGGCUGCCGGUAAUGACGCCGUGACAAACACGACUGGAAACGCACCAGCAUCAAGCAAAACCGAAGCAAACGGCGCAAACGAAGCUCACGCGCCACCAGAGACGAACGGCACAUCGACCAACGGAUCCUCCGACGAUGCGACAACGGCUCAGGAAGAUGGCGAGGCAGCAGGGCAGCCGGUGGAUAAUGUCUUCCAGCUUACCAUCAAGCUGCCUCAUGCGCCAGGGCAGACACAGAUAAUGGUGUCCAGUCAAGAGCAGGUGCAGGACAUUCGCCAAUCAAUUGUGGACACAUCGCAUACUUUCCAGUACUCUUGCUUCCACCUCGAGCACAAGGGCAAGCGCAUCAACGACUUUGUUGAACUGUCAGAGGUCGAGGACAUUGUGGCAGACCCAGUAUGCACGCUGGUGGAGGACCCAUACACCGAGGCGCAGGCGCGGAUGCAUGUUGUGCGCGUGAGGGAGCUCAUCGGAGCUGCUGGAGAUAGGACAGACCUGGUGACUGGAAUCGACGCGGGCACCAGCUUGUGCGAUAGCGUGGAGCUUCCUAGCAGCAACAGCAAGGACGAUGGAACCAACCCAGUGAGCCAGUACGAUCUCAACGCGCCAGGAUCGAUAUCCACUCUGCUACCGCGUCAGCGAGAGCCUGCGCCAAAGACUGUGAAGAGCAUAUCACUGUCAGUCUGGAAUCCUCCUCCCUACAACCUGCGAGACCGAGGCCACCUGCUCUAUCUUCAGGUCGUGACCAACGAAGGCGAGCAGCACUACAUUACCUCGCACGUCUCUGGCUUCUACGUCAACAAGUCUACGAACAACAAGUUUGACCCUGCACCACGCAGCUCACCCAAAUCUGCUUCAGAGCACUCUCUCAUCAACCUCCUUGCCAAGAUCUCACCUUCUUUCGAUGCGUCGUUCAGGCGUCUGCAAGAGUACAACGGCCAGAGAGAUCCUUUGGCUUCGUACCAAUUGUCGAACAGCAUUCCUGCAGCACCUUGGCUCGUGUCGCCUUCGACUGUUCAAAACCACCAAGCUGAUCUUACACGAACUCAGGAGGCGUAUCUGCUUGCUGGAGCUGAGAAUGCAGAGACUCUUCGUGACUGGAACGAGGAAUUUCAAUCGACCCGGGAACUGCCUAAGGAGACUGUCCAGGAUCGGGUAUUCCGCGAACGACUUACCAGCAAGCUCUUCGCCGAGUACAACGAGGCCGCUGUACGUGGUGCAUGUCUGGUCGCAAGGGGUGAGGUCCAGCCUUUGAACCCUACCGAGGCGAGGGACGCUCAAAUCUUCGUCUACAACAACGUCUUCUACUCAUUCGGAGCAGACGGUGUUGGCACUUUCGCCAGCGAUGGCGGUGACGAAGCAGCACGCGUUGCUACAGGUAAGGAUGUGCAGGGUGUCAAGGCUGUGAACCAACUUGACAUCAAUGGCCUCUUCACACCUGGUACCGUUGUCGUCGACUACCUCGGUAAGCGUGUCGUUGGUCAGAGCAUCGUUCCAGGCAUCUUCAAGCAGCGAGAACCUGGUGAGCACCAGAUCGACUAUGGAGGUGUCGAGGGUAAAGAUGUGAUCGCGACUCACAAGUCAUUCGUGCAGCCCUUCAGCGAGCUUAGUAAGGCUAUGCGCGUGAAGAAGCAUGCGGUCUGGGACAAGGAAUUGAAGAAGCAUGAUCUCGAAGCCAGUGUAGAGACAAAGGGUCUGCUUGGUACUGAUGGACGCAAGUAUGUGCUCGAUCUUUACAGAGUUACACCACUGGACGUCGCAUGGCUCGAGAAGCACCGAGGAGACGACCAGACAGACGAGAACCGCUACCCACACCGGAUGACAGUGCUGCGAUCGGAGCUUGUUGAUGCUUACCGGAUCGUGAAGAUGCGGGAGUACGUGUCUAAAGAGUUGGAGAAGAAGCGAGCCGAGGAGGCACAGGCCAGUGCCGGUGCUGAGAAGUCGCUCACACAUGGAGAUCACGAGAAGGAGGCAAACGGCGACGCCGUUGCUAAGAAGGAUGACGAAGAAGAAACGAAGCCAGCACAGCCAGAGCAAGAGACUGUGGACGUUUCGGGCUUCUCCUUCACCCUCAACCCAGAUGUCUUCAGCGGACAGCAGCCUCAAUCAGAAGAAGAGAAGGCGGAAUGGGAACAGGAUGAGGCUUUGGUACGCACAGUGUGCGAGUACUUAACAGCUGAGGUCAUCCCACGACUUGUCCACGACCUACAAGAAGGCGAUGCAGGCUUUCCAAUGGACGGUCAAAGCAUGGUCCGGGAAAUGCACCGACGGGGUAUCAAUGUUCGCUACAUUGGUGAGCUUGCUCGCCUGUGCGCCGAGAAGUCCGACAACAAGAGAUUGCAAGCUUUGAAGCAGGUCUGCCAGCAAGAGAUGGUGGCACGAGCUUUCAAGCAUAUCCUCAACAAGCAGCUUCGCAAGCUGCCACCGUGCUUCGCUCAAAGCUGCGUUGCGCACUACCUCAAUUGCCUGCUUGGUCGUGAGCUCAACGGCUCUCCAAAGGCCGAGACUGAGGAAGAGCUCAAGAGCUUGUACCCAGACGUGUCGUUUGACUACGAGAAGGAGACACCAGAGGCGCUGGACAAGGAGAUUGGGCGGCAAAUAUCGCUGCGAUACCGCUACGAAUUACAGGACAGCCUUGUACAAGCUGGCAAGCAGUUGCAGAUGUUGCGUGAGUUGUCGAAUAAGCUCGGCUUCCAGUUCGAAGCGAAAGAGUACGCAUUUACGAAGGAGCACCAGCUUGAGUCUAAGGACUCUUCGGAGUCCCUCAGUGUGCCGCAGACCAACGGUACGCACGCGACAGCCGAUGGUGGCAGAAAGAAGAGAAAGAAGAAGCAGGCAGAUAAGUCUCCAAGCCGUGCUGCUGCAUCUACACCAAGGCUGGCACCUACGACCUUCCGCCCGGACAAUGUCUUGAACAUCGUGCCCAUGGUGAAGGAAGCAUCGCCGAAGAGUGUCCUCGCCGAGGAAGCGCUUGAGGCUGGUCGUAUGAGCAUUCAGCAAGAUCAGAAGGAGCUUGGCCAAGAGCUGCUCCUCGAGAGCUUGAGCUUGCACGAGCAGAUCUACGGUAUCCUGCAUCCGGAAGUGGCUCGUGUGUACUAUGCAUUGUCGACGAUGUACUACGGUUUGGACGAGAAGAACGCAGCAGUCGAACUUGCCAAGAAGGCUGUGAUUGUGUCCGAGCGCACACUUGGUGUGGACGAUGCCGAGACAGUGUUGGCGUACCUCAACCUCAGCUUGUUCGAGCACGCUAUCGGCAACACUAAGAACGCUCUUGCGUAUGUUAAGCAUGCGCUGGACCUGUGGAAGAUCGUCUAUGGUGUUCGUCACCCAGACUCGAUCACCACUAUCAACAACGCUGCCGUGAUGCUGCAGACUUUGAAGCAGUUCCACGAGUCACGGCUGUGGUUCGAGGCAUCGCUAGACAUCUGUGAGGACGUUGCUGGCAGACAGUCCAUCAACACUGCAACGCUAUUGUUCCAGCUUGCACAGGCGUUGGCACUGGACCAGGAUCCAAAGGCUGCGGUCGCCAAGAUGCGUGAGAGCUACAGCAUCUUCAAGGCUGAGCUUGGACCGGAGAACCAGAACACCAAGGAGGCCGAGAUGUGGCUCGAGACUCUCACACACAACGCUGUGAACCAAGCCAAGCAGGCGAAUAUCCUCCAGAACCGCCGCGUCUUGCUUUCCAGGAACGGCAGGACGUCACGAGUUGCUAUGGGCACGAGACCACAGCCUCCGGUAGGCCAGACAGCUGCAGCACCUGCCGUGCAGACUUCAGCAUCGACAUCAUCAGGCAGUGGCGGCAUCGAUCAGCGCAAUCUGGAUGAACUGCUCAAGUACAUCAACGGUGAGAGCAGCAAGCAGACGACGCCGAAGAAGAAGCCAACGAACCCGAAGAGGAGGCAGCAGAAGGCUUAA
Messenger RNA from Fulvia fulva, 3915 nucleotides. RefSeq names its product Clustered mitochondria. The record is from RefSeq and is a predicted model, not a curated record. Gene Ontology annotation, cellular component: cytoplasm. Gene Ontology annotation, molecular function: protein binding; mRNA binding. NCBI's taxonomy places the organism in Eukaryota, Fungi, Ascomycota, Dothideomycetes, Mycosphaerellales, Mycosphaerellaceae. The coding region runs from base 1 to 3915 and encodes 1304 amino acids. The transcript has 2 exons. Gene Ontology annotation, biological process: intracellular distribution of mitochondria.